AAUCUCCAAAUGACAGUCCGUGAGAUUCUGGCUUUUCUCAGCUGCCUGGCUGGUUUGGGUGCCACAAUCGCUGCCACAGUGUCCAAUGAAUGGAGGGCCACCAGUCGGGCAUCCUCGGUCAUCACAGCUACCUGGGUGCUCCAGGGUCUGUGGAACAACUGUGCCGGAAAUGCCAUGAGCAGCAUGAUUCAGGAGAUCUUUGCCUUUAUAUUAGCAACCUCCGGGUGGGUGCUCGUUAGUUCCACCUUGCCGACAGACUACUGGAAGGUGUCUUCACUUGAUGGGACGGUCAUCACAACAGCUACCUACUGGUCCAAUCUUUGGAAAGCAUGUGUCACUGAUUCAACCGGAGUCUCCAACUGCAAAGACUUUCCAUCGCUGCUGGCACUGGAUGGAUACAUCCAGGCAUGCAGGGGACUGAUGAUCGCAGCGAUCUGUCUUGGUUUUUUUGGUUCUAUUUUUGCCCUGGUUGGGAUGAAAUGCACCAAAAUUGGAGGAACUGACAGAAGCAAAGCCAGGAUUGCUUGCUUUGCUGGUGUGAAUUUCAUCCUAAGUGGCUUGUGCUCACUGUCAGCGUGCUCCCUCUACGCACACAGGAUAACAUCUGAAUUUUUCGACCCAAUGUUUGUGGCUCAAAAGUAUGAACUGGGAGCUGCUCUCUUUAUUGGCUGGGGAGGUUCUGUUCUCUGUAUCCUAGGAGGGAGCAUACUCUGCUUCUCCAUCACAGAUUCCUUCACCGAAAGCCACAGUCAGGCUAACUAUAUCUACAAAGGUGCUGCCUCACAUUCUCAUAUCUCCUCCUACCCAAGAGGGCAGGCGAGGUCCAUAAACCAGAGACCGCCUCCAGAGUACAGUAACUCCUCCAGGAUUCAGCACUUUGAUAAGAAUGCAUAUGUGUAAGGGAUGUGAAUAUAGAAAGCUUUUUUAAAGGUGUUGACACUUAUGAGUCUCAGAACAUAAAUUAUCUCCUAAGUCUGAAAGAUGCAGCACAUUGGGGUGCCUCAUGAGGUGACACAGCUUGUAUAGCAGGCGCUCCAUGUACAGAGGCAACAGUCAUCUGUGCAUAGUCGCAGGGUUGAAUCCUGGUCCUGCCAGGAUUCAGUGCAAGCCAUCACCCUUUCUUUUCCCACACUUCUUCUCUGUCUCAUGCUGUCCUAUCAAAUAAAGGCCCAAAGUUGAUCUUUAAAAAAAAACAACACUUGCUAAGAAACUUUGUAUAACAGCAUCAGAAUCAGCUUAUAUCAUAUGGCUCAACAGGAAUUAAGAUUAAAUUAUUUGCAUUUGUUUCCAAGAUGUAGAGAUUUAAUGCCCUGUGGUAUUGUUUACACUUUGAUCUUUGGGGGUUUAAAUCUGUACAACAGAAAGAAUCUGUAUGAGACAGUUUUGAAUACUCCUUUACACUGAAAGUUAUGUAGUAACUUAGUAAGUAAAAGCAACAAAAAUCAAGAACACUGGGUUCAAAUGGGCCCGUCUGAUCUAAUUCUUGCAUCAUUUUGUAUCUAUUUUUAUUUUAAAAGUCUGCAUUGAAUAUUUUGUAAGAUACUUUCCUUUUUUGGGGUUGGAUUUUUAACUGUUAGUGACACAUGCACAUGCUGUAAAUCUGUUAUGACAAUAUGUAAUACGGUGCCAAACAUAGAUUCUCUUGUUUUCCGUGACAUAACCAUUAACUAUAAUUUGUAACAAGCAAACUUGACGGGCGCCGAAACAG
Molecule: messenger RNA, 1708 nt
Organism: Notolabrus celidotus (New Zealand spotty)
Lineage: Eukaryota; Metazoa; Chordata; Actinopteri; Labriformes; Labridae
Product: claudin-10-like
Exons: 6
Coding region: 10-900 (296 amino acids)
Biological process (GO): bicellular tight junction assembly; cell adhesion
Cellular component (GO): plasma membrane; bicellular tight junction
Molecular function (GO): structural molecule activity
Source: RefSeq, a predicted model, not a curated record